Molecule: messenger RNA, 1947 nt
Organism: Drosophila gunungcola (fruit fly)
Lineage: Eukaryota; Metazoa; Arthropoda; Insecta; Diptera; Drosophilidae
Gene: mthl5
Product: probable G-protein coupled receptor Mth-like 5
Exons: 6
Coding region: 343-1827 (494 amino acids)
Biological process (GO): cell surface receptor signaling pathway; G protein-coupled receptor signaling pathway
Cellular component (GO): membrane
Molecular function (GO): G protein-coupled receptor activity
Source: RefSeq, a predicted model, not a curated record
ACUCAUUCGCUUUUUGUCGUCGCUUCGAAUCGGUUGAUGUUUAUUCUUCAAUUUCCAUUUCGAUUUGAAUACAAAUACUGUUUAAAGAGGAAGUAAAUCGCGCGUUGUUUAUUAACUGGAUGUGAGUCUGACUCCCCGACUGAUUUACCCUUCUGGGUGUGUUUUUAUACAGAAAAGUGUCGCCAUACCUUAGUUCUGUAUUCAAGUCAUGAUCAUGGCUCACAGCCGGCAUCUUGAUGACGCAUUUCUUAACAAGCGCAGAUCAACAUAAACAAAAACGAGAACAGCCGCUUACUUGUGUAUUUGUAUCUCUGUAUCUGUGUCUGUGUUAUUCAGCAAAAGAUGCUCGUAAAAACGCUUGGCGCGCAUUUUGCAUUCGGGCAAUAUGCAAAAAAAUGCAGCUGCUCCGCUCUGCUGAUUCCCCUGCUCCCUGUACUACUCCUUACUUUGCGCCCACUACGGGUAACCAGUCACGUCACUAGUGGAGGAUCACUAUCGGGGGUAACAUCCGAUCCUCACGUUGUGCUGAUCAACAAAUGCUGCGAGAAGUUCGAGAUACACGUGGACAGCGAGUGCCAGCAGGUCAACAAAUCGGACUACUUCAAACCCAAGUUUGGAGGGGAGCAAACCAGGCUCGUUAAUUACAAGUUCGUCAUCGGCAUUCCCAACUGUGGAUCCAUGCAGAUGUGGCCCAUAUACCAUUAUGCUGGGAGCUCUGAUAAGCUAUUGCUACUGGACGAUGGCAAGCUUAGGCAUUACACUAAUGCUGAGAACGAAGAACAGGAGCGCCAAGGAAUACAGUCGGACUACGAGGAGGACAUUGUCGGCAGCCUGGAGACACUAUACCACGACUAUGAUAACGGAUUGUAUUGCAUCGACAAGGCUACAUCCAGCACUGGUGAAGAGCAUGUUCUUUUUGCCAAGAUCUGCUUGGCUCGCAAGGAGGUCAAGUGGAGUGAUUCCAACUUUCUGCUCCGCAAGAUCUUAAACCCCAUAUUCCAUGGCAUCUCGCUUAUCAUCCUGCUGGUUAUCGCCAUCAUCUAUUUUAUACUCCCGACACUCAGCAGAGAUCUGGUAGGAAACAUUGUAACAACGAUAGCUUUGUGCCUGAUGGUCAGCCAGGCCGCCGACCUGGUUCGGAUCUUCACCGAGCUGACCAGCCAUGUUAGCUUUAUUGUGGCGGACAUAAUACUGUGCUUCAGCCUGUUGGCAGCCUUCUUCUGGCUGAACAGUUUCGGGUUUUACAUCUGGAAGACUUUUCGUUCAAGGAACGUCUUUUUGCGGGUCACGGAUGGCAGGAAGUACUGCUACUACUCUGCCUAUGCCUGGGGAUGUACGGCUACGAUGGCUGCAUUGGCCGUUUUUGCUCAUUUUUUCCUGGACGCAGAGUCCUAUAAACGGGAGCAGAUGGUGGGCGAACAAGAGACGAUCGGCUGGCUUGGCAUUUGCAUAUUCUUUGCGCCGAUUGCUUGCACGAUUUUGGUGAACAUAUUCUUCUUCGUUACCACUAGGAAGCUGAUCAAUCGACGGACAGUUUACGGCCGCAUUGCCCACAAACUAAAAGCCAACUUUAUCAUGUUCUCGCUGAUGCUGUUAGUAAUGUCGAUAGCCUGGCUGUUUCUCAUCAUGUCCUGGCUGCAACUGGAGGGUCUGUUAUAUGCCCACAUCGUGGUCAACGCCGUGCAGACACCUCUGCUACUUUACAUCUGCGUGCUGCGGCAGCGACAUGUUACCUUCCUGCUGAAAAAGACCUGUUGCUACAACGAGCCACCCUCGGCAAAUGACUGGGGCGAUGAGCUGCACUACAUGAACGGUAACGACUACUGAGGAGCCACCGUCCACAAUAAUUUAAGUGUUUUUGUAGUUUAGCAAUGUCUAACAUUGAGAUUUGUACUUAAAUUUAACUUAUUUAUGAUGUACGAGAUUGUAAUUAAAUGAGAAGUCUGA